AUGAGCGGCCCCGGUGUUGGAUUCGAGUACCCCCGCCAGCCCGUUUCCUGGGUAAAGCGCGAUGUGCUGCUCUUCGCGAACACUAUUGGUGCUACCGACGACGAGCUUCACUUCCUCUAUGCAACAUUCAAGGGCGACACCCAGGAGGUAGUCGACUUCUACGCCGCCCAGAAGGCCGUCCAGAUCCCCAACGUUCCUUCGUUCGACGCCCGCCGCGUCGUCGAUGGCCAGCGCAAGAUUGUGCUUCACAAGACCAUCCCCCCCACUUCGGCCGGCAAGAAGUUCGAAGUCCGAACCAAGGUUCUCGGUGUUUACGACAAGGGCCGCCCCGGCUCCGUCGUUGAGACCCAGACCGACCUGGUAGAGCUUCCCAGCAACGAGGUCUACGCCAGCGUCAUCACUAGCAGCUUCUACAUCGCCCAGGGCAACUGGGGCGGCCCCAAGGGUCCCGCGACCGAGAACUUCCCUCCCCCGAAGGACAAGAAGCCCGAUGCCACCUUCUCCCAGGCUACAAACAAGGAGUCGGCGCUCCUCUACCGCCUCAAUGGAGACUACAAUCCUCUGCACGCGACCCCUGAGCCUGGCAAGAAGAUGGGCUUCCCUGGAGCUAUCAUGCACGGACUGUACUCCUGGAACUCGACCGCCCACGGUCUGCUGAAGGCCCUCGGUGGCAGCGACCCUGCCAACAUCAAGGAGUACCAGGCGCGCUUCGCCAGCCCCGUCAUGCCCGGCGACAAGCUGGUGACAGAUGCCUGGAGGACAGGCGAUGUCAAGGAUGGAUGGGAAGAAGUUCGCUUCCAGACCAAGGUGGAGGGCGGAAAGAUCGUUCUGAGCAACGGUCGCGCGCUGCUGAAGGUUGUGGAGUCUCCCAAGUCGAAGUUGUAA
Colletotrichum fioriniae is the source of this 885-nucleotide messenger RNA. Lineage: Eukaryota; Fungi; Ascomycota; Sordariomycetes; Glomerellales; Glomerellaceae. The record is from RefSeq and is a predicted model, not a curated record.